GAUUUCCUAGUCUUUCUCUUAGGGAGAUUUAACCGUUCUUUCGAAAAGGAGAAAUCACGUGGAUACCAAAGGUCAAGGAUUAUCACCACUAGGCUGGGAGAUCUUCUCUGCUUACCUCACAAAGCAAAAUGGCAAAAACUGCUAGUCCACUCAACCGCAAUUUCCUUAUCCUCUUUGCCCUCGUACUUGCCGCUGUCGAAGUUGGUGGGAGAAAAGACAUGCAGGAUUUCGAGUACACCAAAGAUGUUCACAAACUGAUGCCAGUGGAUCUCGAAGGCAGCUCUACUAUGGUGAAUCCAACUUUGGUUACCAUAGAUGAUGGUGCGGUUUGUUUGAGCGGGAAACCAGCUGCCUAUUACUUGCUGCCUGGAUAUGACACCGGAAUCACCAAUUGGCUUGUAUACCUCAAUGGUGGUGGAUGGUGUCAAAAUGUCAUCGAUUGCCAGUAUUACAUAACGCACAGAGGCCUUGAUCAGGAUGCAAUUCCAGUCAGCUUCCAAUCCUUCGAUGACAUACUAAGCGACAAUCGAGACCAUAACCCUGGAUUUUAUAAUUGGAACAAAGUUUCCAUUAGGUAUUGUGAUGGUUCUUCUUUUACGGGGAGCUCUGAAAUAAUAGAGAAUGGUACUACCUAUUAUUUCAGAGGGGCGAGGAUUUUCAAGGCAGUGAUGCAAGAACUCCUAGCCAAAGGAAUGGCCAGCGCAGAUAACAUCUGAAACAUUUGUUCUUGGCAGAAGUGAAUCUAAUCUCCAAUGCUAAAUCUGCUAAGUUAAUGGCAAAUUAUUCCGCUUGAGUUGUCACUGUCGUGGCAGUGCUCAGAGGAUGGUGGCUUGGGUGGAUGGUGACGCUGGUGUGUGAGGCGGCAAGGGGCGGUGAUGGUGUGUCGGCAAGGAUGCAGUGGCAAACAAUAGACAGAGAGGGCGGCGAUAGGGGGCGCCGUCGCCGGAGAGGGUGGCGGCAGGUUUCACUGGCGAGGGGUGACGGCAGGUUUCGCCAGCGAGGGGUGGCGGCAGGUUGCGUCGGCGAGGGGUGACGGCAGGCGGUUUGGCUCUUGUGGCGGCAAUGCUACUGCUAGGGUUUCAAUAAUUUUUUAUUUUACAGUUUUAUAAUUUAAAAAAAUAAAAGAGGGGUAUUUUUGUCCAACUGUAUUGAAUUUGAUCCUAUGAAAGUUGUGUUUCGUAUGUGGUCC
Messenger RNA from Cuscuta europaea, 1189 nucleotides. Lineage: Eukaryota; Viridiplantae; Streptophyta; Magnoliopsida; Solanales; Convolvulaceae. The record is from the annotation of a GenBank genome assembly.